AUGGGGUCGGAGCAUAAGCAUCUGCAAAUGCAGAAUGAGUUGUUGAAUAGGUUGAAUGGGGAGAUUAGGGCGAUGGAUGGGGAGAUUAUGAGUGAGGAAACAGGGUUGGGUGAUUUUAAGAGGAGUACGAUUCGGGUUGUUAUGGGAUUGAAGUUUGGGGGGUUGGUUGAGUGUUGUGAGAAGGGUGUUAUCAUAGGUGAAUACAGAAAACUAGUAACCGCCGAAAUCCCAGAAGAAACAACCCAACCAGGCGCACCCCAAAGCCUAUACUACGGCCACACAAAAACCAAAUCCCUACUCAUAGAAGCUACACGCGCACUCUCCGAUGUCCAACUAUCAAGGUCUUUACCAUCCCCCAUGAGUUCCGGCGGAUUCCGGUGGAUUCCAAGCGGAAUGUUGGAAUUCCAUGGAAUUCCAAUGGAAACCAGUUGGCUGGAGCCUCAGCCAUUCUGGUUUCCAAUUCCGUGGAAAUUCCAAUGGAAUCCAAUGGAAUCCAGUGGAAAUGGUUGGAAUCUGGGAGCCUCCCGGAACAGUUUCCAUCGGAAUCCAUUGGAAUUCCAACCAGAUUCCAUGGAAUUCCAAUGGAAAGUAUAUUCCAGUCAAAUUCCAACAGAUUCCAAUGAAUUCCAAUAUUUGUUGUUGUUAUUAUAA
Messenger RNA from Laccaria bicolor S238N-H82, 651 nucleotides. RefSeq lists its product as uncharacterized. Gene Ontology annotation, cellular component: eisosome filament; plasma membrane. NCBI's taxonomy places the organism in Eukaryota, Fungi, Basidiomycota, Agaricomycetes, Agaricales, Hydnangiaceae. Gene Ontology annotation, biological process: endocytosis; eisosome assembly; negative regulation of protein kinase activity. The record is from RefSeq and is a predicted model, not a curated record. Gene Ontology annotation, molecular function: lipid binding. The transcript is spliced from 3 exons. Bases 1 to 651 code for a protein of 216 amino acids.